AUGUUGCCUGCGGUGGGUGCGUGUCCGCGCAGCCGGCACCGUGUGCGGCGCAGGGCCAUUGCGGCUGUGCGUGCGGCGCUGCUCGUGGUGUUGACGCUGGUUGUGGCGGCGGCGUGGAUGCCCGCGGCGCAUGCGGUGGUGCUGCGACUGCGGGGCGGCACGGUGGACAGAGCCAUCACGGUUGGCCGCGCCGUGGACACGGUGCUGAUGGACGGCGUGUCCAUCACUAACGGUGUGGCUGUGGUGUUUGACGUUGCGGCGAUGCUUCCCGGCGCGCUGCGCAUUGAAUUGAGGAACUGCGUGUGCGACGGCGGUGCGCAGAUCUACGUGCGGGGCCACAGCAGCGAGCCGGCGAGUGACCAGAGCCUGGAGGUGAGCGUGAGCGGGCUGUCUGGGAGCUACUGCUCGCUUGUGUUUGUGCACAACCUGCCGGCCCACACGAACGUGACGGUCCGCGACUCGACGAUUGUGACGGCGGGGCCGAUGCGCUACUCCCAGGUGAGCGGGCUGACGGACGCGGUGGCAUCGCCGCUUGUGCUGUACGCGACGUCGCUGUUGCAGACGCAGCUGCGUGUGAGCAGCACUGUGCUGAGGUCGUUGCACGCGGGCGGGUCGGCGGUGCACGUUGGCGGCGGCGUGGACCUGCUGUCGAGCGCGGUGGUGCUUGACGGCGUGUCGCUGGAGGCGUCGGGCGGUCCGACCGCGUCCGCGUUGCGUGUGGCGUCUUCGUCGCGCCUCAGUCUGCGGAGCCACUCGGUGUUCUCCGUGACGAACGUGUCUAUCGUGAGCAGCGGCGGCGGAGUUGUGCUUGGAGAGCGCCUUGCGGUGUUUGAUUCAGUGCUGCGCUUCGUGGGCGUCGAGGGAUCUGUUGAGUCGUCGCUGGUGCGCUGCGACGGUGGGACGGUCGGUGCCGGCGGGUGGCUGGACCUGCACGACGUGUGGGCGGUGGGCGAGGCGUCGUCUUUGGCGUCGCUGUCGGGGGUGACGCUGAGCGGCGGCGCCGUAUCGAUUGCGCGCUGCACUGCCACCGGCGCGACGCUUGUCUCCGGGCUGACGAUCAGGAGCGGCGCCGUGUGGGUGCAGUGCAACCGUGUCGGCGGCCGGGUGCUGCAGAGCAGCGGCGACUACCGCUUGGCCGGCCUGCCCUCCGUGAGCGUGGUGCCGUGCGACGGCUGUGCGGCUGCGCUGGCGUGCUUCGAUGCGCUGACGGCGUCGGUCACCGACUGCGUGUGCAGCUGCCGUGCCGGCGGCGUGGGCGAGGCGUGCCUGCCGUUCGACGUGCCGCUUGCGAGGGCCGGCGGUGGUGGUGGCGGUGCGCCGGGCUGCAUGGGUGGCGUGACGCUGACGGAGUCCGUGACGGUUGGCGGCGUGCGUGCGACGGCGUGCUUCGACUCGGUGGUUUUCAGCGGGCCGAUCACUGUGGCGGUGGAUCUGCGCUCGAUGGAUGCGUUUGCUGACGCGCUGAACGUGACGGUGCGCCACUGCGUGCUUGAGGGCGGUGCGCAGCUGCGGAUUGGCGGCCUCAGCGAGAGCACGGCGCGCCCGAUGCCGCACGCCCUCGUCAACAUGACGAAUGUGACGUCGCUGGAGGGCACGAUCGUGCUGCAUGGCGCGAUGCCGCUGCACUCGAGUGUGCUGCUGGCGAACUCAACGCUGCGUGCGACGGUUGGCGGGUCGCAGUACGUGCAGACUACCCGUGGCCACGAGGGAUCCCGGCACGGCCCCGCACUAGUUCUGGACGGCGUCCGGCUUCUGUCGACGCGGUUUGUCAUGACGCGGUCUACACUGGUGUGCGGCGGGGAAUCGUGCGCUGCGAUCCUCGUGGAGCGCGGCCUUGGCGCGAACAUGUCCAGCGUCUUCUACAUGGACAACUGCGCUGUCCUGUCGCGGACGCACGUGAUGUACGCCCUUGCGUCGGACCUGCGUGUCAGCGGCGGCUCCGUGUUCUCCAUACAGAACAGCUCGUGGAGUGCGCCGAGCAUUGGCUUCUACGAAGGUGCUUUUGUUUUCAAGGACGUUGUGGUGGAUGGCGGCAGCGUGCUGCAGAUUGUGUUCAGCACUUUCCGUCUCGGCUUCGCCAUGCUCAUUGCAAACACGCUGACCGUGACUGGCCGCAGCUGGCUGGUGCACCGCGACCACGAGUUCCCGCACGCCUACGUUGUGUACGU
Molecule: messenger RNA, 2168 nt
Organism: Trypanosoma cruzi
Lineage: Eukaryota; Euglenozoa; Kinetoplastea; Trypanosomatida; Trypanosomatidae
Product: dispersed gene family protein 1 (DGF-1), putative
Exons: 1
Source: RefSeq, a predicted model, not a curated record